Papaver somniferum (opium poppy) is the source of this 2682-nucleotide messenger RNA. RefSeq lists its product as uncharacterized. The coding region runs from base 473 to 2134 and encodes 553 amino acids. The transcript is spliced from 3 exons. Lineage: Eukaryota; Viridiplantae; Streptophyta; Magnoliopsida; Ranunculales; Papaveraceae. The record is from RefSeq and is a predicted model, not a curated record.
UAGAAGCAUCCAAAGCAAAUUUCGAUGCAGUUGUACACACACUGUCACUGCUACUAACCUGGAGAUCUUCACCAUUUUUUUCACAGAGUAAAACAAAACAUAUCAUAUAAGAAACUACCCCUCUCCUUCUUCCAUUUCAAAAUUUUCUCUCACUCUCCUCUCACUUUCAAAUUCAAAUUUCUAGGGUUCUUAAUUAUCUCUUCUUCCUUCCUCAGUGCAUUUCUCUAUUUUGCUUCUGUGUAGAAAGGAGAGAAUUGAAUGGAACUUGAUUUGUUCUUUCUCUUUCAAUUUCUGUAAACAGGUCUAUCUUCUUAAAUGCUCCUGUUCCUGUUUCUUUUCUUAUCUAAGCUUUCCAGCUACUUAAACAUUCUUCAUUGUCUCUCCUCUGCAAUUUCUUUAAAUUCAAUGCAAUAAGUUUCCAUCUUUCUUUUCGACUUAUUCCAUCAACACAUUCCUUCUUGUUUGAUCAAUCAUGGAAAUUGAGCUGAAAUCAAAAAAGAAACCAGUGAUGGAGAGAAGAAUUGUUCUUUUAAAAGAUUUCUUAAAAGAAGAAAUGAGUUCAUGUUCAUCAAAUGGAUUCAAAUCAUUUCCAAGAAAAACUUGUUGUACUUAUUCAAUCAGACAUCUUGUUGAAAUGGAUCUUAAAUCUAGAGAUCUAACUAAAAACCCUAGUUUCCCUAAAAACCAUCAUCUUCUCAGAAACAAAUCAUCAUCCACAACAACAACAUCAACUACAAUUUCAGCAUUACAAAAAGCUUCAGUUGCUGUAAUCAAUGUAGUCAAGUACUUAACAUUUUCUUCUUCAUCAUCAUCAUCCAGUAAGCUAUCUUCAAUAUCAUCACCAUCGUCAUCAUCAAGGAAACAGGGGAAUUCAUUAUCAAGAAGUGUUUCGAAGAAAUUAAAAAGUACAAGUUUCUGGAGAAAAAAUAACAGUGAAAAGAAUAACAGGAAAGUUGAGAAAGAGAUCAUUAAAGAUGCUGGGAGAGUUAAAGAUAUCAUGAAAUGGAAAUCAUUUCGUGAUUUACAGAAAAGAUCAUCUUCUUCGUUAUCGAUUCAAACAAUUACUACAACUACUAAUACUAUUUAUAGCUGGUCACCAUCAUCAUCCGAUUCAGAAUGUGAUACUCAUCAUUCUCGUGAAUUUAAAUCAUUCAAACACAAAAAAGAUGCAGAUUCUGAUUUACAUUGUUCUUCAUCAGUUAGUAUUAGUACUGGUAUCAGUAGUUCAGUAUGUCCACCUGAAAUUGAUGAUUCAGACAAGCUGAAUCAAAAAUGUAGUACAAACCAAGAAAUUGUGGAAGAAGAAGAAGAAGAAGAAAUUUCAAUUCCAAAGGGAGAUCUGCGGGGUGAGCAGAGCCAUCAGUAUGGGAAGGUCCAGCAAUUUAACAGUCCAGUUUCAACUCUUGAUUUUCCCAGUGAAGAAGAUGAAGAAGAAAGUAGCUCAUCUUCUUCGUCAUCUUUGUUUCAAUCUAGCCUUGGCAACAUGGAAAAGUCGAAGAAAAAGCUUAUGCAGAAAAUCCGUCGGUUUGAGGGCCUUGGCCAACUAGACCCCAUCAAUUUAAGUAAAAGAAUUGCAUCAUUUGAGGCUAUACUGAGCCAUGAUUCUCUUGAAUCACCAAGUGAUAGUUAUGCAUCGUCGAUUUUCACAAGUAAUAGUUCACACGUUAUAUCAUCGGUAUCGGAACAACAAGAAGAGGAAGAGGAGGAAGAAGAAGAAGAUCAAAUGUCCAAAGCAGAAGAAAAGGCGAAAAAGCUCUUUCAAUGUACCAUCAAAGAAACAGCUAGAAAUGAAGAGAAUAACCUCAAAUCAGUUAAUAGUAUUGAGGAUCUUCUUUUGCUUGAUUUCUUCAAAGAUGAAGUCAUGGAAAGAACUACGAAUGAAAGGAUGGUAGUAAGUAAAAGCAGUGAGGAGAAAUUGGACAAUGAGUUGUUGAGAGUAGCCAAGAAUUGGAUGAAUGGACAGUGUGACCCGUUAGACUGGGGUCUUCAAGAUAGCAGAAAAGUUCACGUUAGAGAGAUGGAGAAAGGUGUGCAAUGGAGAAUUAGUAAUGAAGACAUAGUAUUUGAAAUGGAGAUUAUGAUUACGGGUUCGUUAAUGGAUGAAGUGUUAGCUGAACUCUUUAUCUUGAGUUAAUUUUGGUUUAGAAGCACAAAACUACAACCGGACUCCAUUCAAUUCAAGUACAAUUGAAGGGGCAACUACUUCUGCAUCCUUUAUUCUUUUGGAAGAAAGGAAAAUGAAAGAAACAGAUAUACUACUAGUAGUGAUUCGAGAGCUUCAAAAUUGAAAUGGGACUUAGUUUGUGAAUAUCUUAGGAUAAGUUAAGAAGGCUUAAUUCAUUUGAUAGGGUAUUUGGUUAAGAACUACUGGUUCUUUUUCUUUUCUUUUUUUGGUGCCCAACAAUAUGAAAGAAGCCACCUUGAGGACAACUAAACAGUAGUUUUUGAUUCAGUAGGGAAGGGGACCAUCAUCAAUAUUUUCCAGCUUUUAUUCUGUUUAUCUGAAAAUCUACUUCAGACCUCAGUCUUUGUUGCUCUGUGUUAUUUUCUUGAAUCUGUAAACAUAUUACCAGAAGUCCUCCUUGAGUAGAGGCAAUCCUUAAUGAGGAUGGAGAAAGGCAGAAGUGGUUGUUUCUUGGGGGGCAUUUGGCUAAAGUGGAAAUAAAAUAAAACAAUACGCUA